CUUAUUUUUUUUGCACAAGAAGAACGUCGUCCAUUCUACAAACCGUAUUCAUCCAUAACCUGCUCUCUUUCAGCGGUGAAAUACGGAUAACGUGUAGCUAGUUGCCGGAGAAUAAUACGUUCGAAAACAUAGCUGAGAACAUCAAGCUGGUCAACUUUAUAAAGUAGGCUGUUUUGGGACGCUCACGACCGACUGGAAACCAAGUAAACGAAAACGGUACAGAACGUGAGCCACAUGAGUUCUGACGCUAAGCCCGAGCCUAAAAAAGCCAAAAUGGAGAAUGAAAGCAAGUAUCUCCCUGAGCUUCUGGCAGAAAAAGACAGUCUGGAUUCUUCAUUCACACAUGCAAUGAAACUUAUAUCUACAGAGAUAGAAAGGAUUCAGAAAGGAGAGACAAAGAAAGAGACAGAAAGAGAAACUUACCUGGACCUGUUUACCACAAAGAACAUCAAGGUCAAGGAACGUGUACUCAUUCCAGUCAAACAGUACCCAAGGUUCAACUUUGUUGGUAAGAUUUUGGGACCCCAGGGGAACACAAUCAAGCGCCUCCAGGAGGAAACUGGAGCAAAGAUCUCAGUAUUGGGCAAAGGUUCCAUGAGGGACAAGGUGAAGGAGGAAGAGCUGAGAAAGGGUGGUGAGCCCAAAUAUGCUCAUCUGGGCAUGGAACUGCAUGUCUUCAUAGAGGUGUUUGCUCCUAUACCGGAGGCAUACCUGCGCAUGGCUCACGCCAUGGAUGAGGUCAAGAAGUUCCUCAUCCCUCAGGACACCAUGGAUGGUAUAUGCCAGGAUCAGUUCAUGGAGAUUGGCUACCUGAAUGGCGGUCAAGAUUCACAAUCCAGGGGACGAGGGGGCCCUCCAGGCAGGGGCAGGGGAGCACCCCCACCCAAUUCAGUAGGAGCCAGGGGGCGAGGAAUGCUACCUCGUGGAGGAGCCCCUCGUGGAGGCACCCAACGUGGUGGAGCUUCCCGAGGAGGACCUCCCAGGGGUGGGUCUGCUAGAGGGGCUCCAGCUGGCCGGGGUGGACCCCCCUCUACACCUGCUAGAGGAGGCACUACACCCCGUUCCAGACCACCCACCCCAGGGACACCAAGGAUGCUCCCGUCCCCAGCCCACUCCCACCAGCAGCACCAGCACCAACAUGCCCCACCACCCAAGGCUGAGGCCUACAAUGAAUAUCCUGCCUAUGAAGAAAGCUACGCUGAGCCUGCAUAUGAAGGUUAUGACAACUAUUACAGUCAACAACCUCCACAAGCGGACACAGAGUACUAUGACUACGGACAUGGAGAGGCUCAGGAGGCUUAUGAGCCCUAUGCCCAAGAUGAUUGGGAGGGUUCCUGGUCCUCCACUGGAGGCAAAGCCCCUCCAGCGAGGCAGGAUAAGAGGGGGGCCUACAGAGAGCAUCCAUACGGAAGAUACUGAACAGUCUCCGGUAGAGGGUUGCCAUGGCAACUGUCUCCCAUUGUAACUCACUUAACUCUCCAAAGUAAUUUCCCUAAAUGUUUUUCUUUUAAAUUUUCUGUAGUUUUUUGUUUUUUAAUGAUUUGAGAGCAGGACAACUGGAUGUAUCGUAUCGAGUGGGCGUAGCAAGCGAAUGCAAGGAUUUGGAUAAUACGUUAUCAUUCAAUGUUUCCACUGCAUCAUUGACAGUUUUAAGAUCUAAUUUAAUGGUUACUUAGAGAAAUGUGAUACCUUGUAUAGUGUUAAAUGUUAUUUUGAAGGUUUGUUUCAGUUUGUCUUGAAAUGAUUUGUGGCAGUUGCAGUCUCAUUUAGGCUGCAUUUCUAAAGUAUUUUUUAGCUAAAACUUGAUUAAUGACGUCAAUGUAACAUCGGCAACUAGAUUAAGAAUAUAUGGAAGAACCAAAAUAAUUUUCUAGACAAAUCAUUUUUGCAGAAACUAACAUUCCCUAUAGAGGCAUAGAUUUCAAUGUUUUUUCUUUUCUUAGGGUUUUGAAAUCUAGCCUUAUUAGACACUGAGACAGUCUGUCCUAAAAUAUCUCCUUUAAGUAUUUUCAAUUCGACUUGGUUGUAAGUACAUUCUACUUUAGAUAACUUUUGCUUGGCUUACUUUGGUCUACAUCUUAUUGGUCUGACUUUGAUAGAAAUACUGAUAAAUUACUCACUUUGUUUGAGUGGUUCUACAAGAAUUUGGACAUGGUCCUCACAUGGUCUUCAUGUAAGGGAAAACUGCAGCCAUCUCAAUAUUAUAUGCAUACACUUAAGAAAGUUUUGUAUAUUGCUUUCUAAAGUUGUGCCGUCUCCAAAAUGCAUAGUGCUACGUACGUGUGUACUCUUGCCUAAAUAGGAUACUAAAUAUAUCCAAAAAAUGUUUUUCUGCAGUGCGUUGUAUCAAUAAAGCCUUUUUUUUUUUUUUUUUUUU
This is a messenger RNA of Oncorhynchus masou masou (cherry salmon), 2377 nucleotides long. Its product is annotated as KH domain-containing, RNA-binding, signal transduction-associated protein 1-like. Gene Ontology annotation, cellular component: nucleus. The record is from RefSeq and is a predicted model, not a curated record. Gene Ontology annotation, molecular function: poly(A) binding; mRNA binding. NCBI's taxonomy places the organism in Eukaryota, Metazoa, Chordata, Actinopteri, Salmoniformes, Salmonidae. The coding region runs from base 235 to 1419 and encodes 394 amino acids. The transcript is spliced from 9 exons. Gene Ontology annotation, biological process: regulation of alternative mRNA splicing, via spliceosome.